UAUUUACAUCUCCAUAGAAACUAGCAUCAUGGCGGAGUCGGUUCCAGUAAAUUUGGAAAUUUACGGUUUAUUGAACGAUAUUAACUUUGUAAGAGCAAAAUGUUGUGCAGAGGAUCUAUUCAAACAGAACCCAAGCAUUUUCAACGAACCUGUUAUCAGAGGAAUGGUACAGUUCGAAUGGGAUCUGUUCAUAGAAAAUAAGAAAAAGGAGUUGAGAGGUGAAGCUUGGUCUUUUAAUGAGACAGCAAUAACUUUCGUAAAUAACCAGAUGAUAGGUGGUCCAAAUGAAUUCUUAACAUGGGCAGAGGAAAACUACCAAUUUCAAGAAUUUCGUCCAACACCUUUAUACGAAACCCUCACAGAAGAAGGUUUUAAAAAUUUGCUCAAUUCAAGAAAUCAUGAAUAUGUUUAUCUAGAUGUUUCUAUUGGAGAUGAACCAGUUGGAAGGCUUACCAUAGAACUAUUUACAGAUAUUGUACCAAAAACUUGUAGUAACUUUAAAUCAUUGUGUAUAGGAGAUAAAGGAACAUGUAUUGAAACAGACAGUAAAUUAUGUUACCAGAAUACUCUAUUCCAUAGAAUAGUUCCCAAUGGUUGGAUCCAGGGUGGUGAUGUUUAUCACAGUCGAGGAAAUGGUGGGGAAUCUGCUUUUGGAACAGUAUUUGAAGACGAAAAUUUUGCUAUUCCGUUUGUAAAUCGAGGUAUAGUUGGAAUGGCUAACAAAGGAAGACAUAGCAAUGGUUCUCAGUUCUUUAUUACACUUCAACCAGCACCUUGGAUGAACACCAAAUAUGUAGCAUUUGGUCAAGUUAUCGAAGGUACUGAAACACUGAAGAGGAUUGAAGAACAAGAGACUAUGAAUGAAAGACCUGUAAAAGAAGUUAAAAUAACAGAAAGUGGUGUGUGUACAUAUGAAUUCUAAUCUGACCAUCUUGAUCUUGAAAGUUUUCUCUUGUCAGUUUUACACUAAGAUAGGAUUACUGCAACAUUUGUGAUAUUUCUGUUUGUUGCUACAAAAAUCAUAAUGCAAUAUGAAUGGAUAUGAGAUAUUAAAGUUUUUAACUGGUUUACUAAAGCCUUUGAUUUUAACUGCUAAAUUCAUGUAAAAACUUGAUAUUUUGUAACAGAUUGUGCAGAUCUGUCAUUUUUUUUUUCACAGCUGAAGCAGAGCAAUAAAUUCAUAUCAUUUAAUUUAUUUAUAAAUCAUUCUGUUAUUUUGUUUUUGUUACAACUUUAUACAAUAUGUUUAAAUAUUGUCCUUGUAGUUAACAUAGUAUCUUUAUGUUAACAUCUGGUUAAUUACCUCAAUGCUGACUAUUAUUCAUUUCAAUAUUUCAUGUUUCUAUGUAAUAUUUAUACGGUCUACUUCUAAUUCUAUUAUGAGCUUAUUUUAGUUGAAGUUACUUGGAAUAUAUAGUAAAAUGGUUUUAAAAUGUAUUAAGAAACAUAAACUUGAUACUUGUUAAAAUA
Messenger RNA from Patella vulgata (common limpet), 1470 nucleotides. Its product is annotated as probable inactive peptidyl-prolyl cis-trans isomerase-like 6. The record is from RefSeq and is a predicted model, not a curated record. Gene Ontology annotation, molecular function: peptidyl-prolyl cis-trans isomerase activity. The coding region runs from base 29 to 922 and encodes 297 amino acids. The transcript is spliced from 8 exons. Gene Ontology annotation, biological process: protein peptidyl-prolyl isomerization. NCBI's taxonomy places the organism in Eukaryota, Metazoa, Mollusca, Gastropoda, Patellidae.